ACGCCACCAACCUAGAGCCCGGGAAAGAUGGCGGCUGCCGUUCUCAGUGGGCCGUCGGCGGCCUCCCCGGCUGGGGUCCCCGGCGGGGCCGCGGGUCUGUCGGCCAUGGGCUCCGGCCCGCGGCUUCGCCUGCUGCUGCUGGAGAGCGUCUCCGGGCUGCUGCAGCCGCGCACGGGAUCCACCGUCACUCCGGUGCAGCCCCCGGUGCGCUCAGCCCCGCAUUUGCCCGGGCUCGUGUGCCUGCUGCGGCUGCAUGGAACGGUGGGCGGGGCCCAGAAUCUGUCAGCCGUCGGGGCCUUGGUGAGUCUUAGCAAUGCACGGCUCGGCUCCAUCAAAACGCGGUUUGAGGGCCUGUGCCUGCUGUCCCUGCUGGUUGGGGACAGUUCCACGGAGACAUUCCAGCAGCACUGUGUGUCUUGGCUUCGGAGCAUCCAGCAGGUGCUACAGUCCCAGGACCCGCCCGCCACCAUGGAGCUGGCUGUAGCUGUGCUGAGGGACCUGCUGCGGUACGCAGCCCAGCUCCCCAUGCUGUUCCGGGACAUCUCCAUCAAUCACCUACCCGGCCUGCUCACCUCCCUGCUGGGCCUCAGACCAGAGUGUGAACAGUCAGCGCUGGAAGGAAUGAAGGCCUGUAUGACCUAUUUCCCUCGGGCCUGUGGUUCUCUCAAAGGCAAGCUGGCCUCCUUCUUCCUUUCUCGCGUGGAUGCCUUGAGCCCUCAGCUCCAGCAGCUGGCCUGCGAGUGCUACUCCAGGCUGCCUUCCCUGGGGGCUGGCUUCUCCCAGGGACUGAAGCACACCGAGAGCUGGGAGCAAGAGCUGCACAGCCUGCUGGCCUCGCUGCACAGCCUGUUGGGGGCGCUGUUUGAGGGCACGGAAACCGUUUCUGUGCCCAGUGAAGACCCUGGAGUGGAGACACUGCUUUCCCAGUCUGAUGAAGGUGACACCCAUGUCCUCCUCCGUAUGCGGCAGAGGUUUUCAGGGCUGGCCCGCUGCCUGGGGCUCAUGCUCAGCUCUGAGUUUGGGGCUCCUGUGUCUGUGCCUGUGCAAGAGAUUCUGGACGUCAUCUGCCGGACCCUGAGCAUCAGUAGCAAGAACAUUAGCUUGCUUGGAGAUGGCCCACUGCGGCUGUUGCUGCUGCCCUCCGUCCACCUGGAAGCCCUGGACCUGCUCUCUGCGCUCAUCCUUGCGUGUGGAGGCCGACUCCUGCGCUUUGGGGCACUGAUCAGCCGCCUGUUCCCCCAGGUCCUUAACGCCUGGAGUGUUGGCCGGGACUCCCUGUCUCCUGGCCAGGAGAGGCCUUACAGCACCAUCCGGACCAAGGUGUACACCGUGUUAGAGUUGUGGGUGCAGGUUUGCGGGGCCUCAGCAGGGGUGCUGCAGGGAGGAGCCUCCGGAGAGGCUUUGCUCACCCACCUUCUCAGUGACAUCUCCCCGCCAGCGGAUACCCUCAAGCUGCGCAGCCCCCGGGCCAGCCCUGAUGGGAAUUUGCAAACUGGGAAGCCCAGUGCCCCCAAGAAGCUAAAGCUGGACGUAGGGGAGGCUGUGGCUCCACCCAGCCACCGGAAGGGAGAUAACAACGCCAACAGUGACGUGUGUGCCGCAGCGUUGAGAGGCCUCAGUCGCACCAUCCUCAUGUGUGGGCCGCUCAUCAAGGAGGAUACUCACAGGAGGCUGCAUGACCUGGUCCUGCCGCUCAUCAUGGGCGUCCAGCAGAGUGAGGUACUGGGCAGCUCCCCAUACACGAGUGCCCGCUGCCGCCGAGAGCUCUACCGCCUGCUGCUGGCCCUGCUGCUGGCACCAUCUCCUCGUUGCCCGCCGCCUCUGGCCUGUGCCCUGCAGGCCUUCUCCCUUGGCCAGCGAGAGGACAGUCUUGAGGUCUCCUCUUUCUGCUCUGAAGCACUGGUGACCUGUGCUGCUCUCACUCACCCCCGGGUGCCCCCCCUGCAGGCCAUGGGCCCCACCUGCCUCACCCCUGCGCCAGCUCCCCCACCGGAGGCUACAACUCCAUUCCGGGCCCCUCCCUUCCACCCUGCAGGCCCCAUGCCCUCCACAGGCCCCAUGCCCUCCACAGGCCCUGUGUCCUCCGUAGGCCCUGUGCCCCCAGCAGGCCCUGUGCCCUCAGCAGGCCCCGUGCCUUCAGCACGCCCUGGACCCCCAGCUACGGCCAACCACUUAGGCCUCUCUGUCCCAGGCCUCGUGUCUGUCCCUCCCCGGCUGCUCCCUGGCCCCGAAAACCACCGGGCAGGCUCAAAUGAGGAUGCUGUCCUUGCGGCUAGUGGGAGUCCCCCACCAGCAGUCCCCCCAGAUGAGACUUUUGGGGGGAGAGUGCCCAGACCUGCCUUCGUGCACUACGAUAAAGAGGAGGCGUCUGACGUGGAGAUUUCCCUGGAAAGCGACUCCGAUGACAGUGUGGUGAUUGUGCCUGAAGGGCUGCCUCCCCUGCCGCCCCCGCCCCCUGCGGACGUUGCCGCACCUUCCCCUGUAGCCCCUGUACCCCCCGUAGCAGCUGCUGCAGCCACCGCCACCACUGCCACCACCGGGGCGCCUCCAGCUGCCUCCCCUCCAGAGCCAACCAAGGAGGAGCCUGAGGAACUGCCUGCUGCCCCGGGCCCUCUCCCGCCCCCACCACCCCCACCGGCGCCUGGACCCGUGGCGCUUCCGCCACCCCAGCUCGUCCCAGAAGGGACUCCUGCAGGAGGGGGACCCCCAGCCCUGGAAGAGGACUUGACAGUUAUUAAUAUCAAUAGCAGUGAUGAGGAGGAGGAGGAGGAGGAGGAAGAGGAGGAGGAAGAGGAGGAAGAAGAGGAGGAGGAAGACUUUGAGGAGGAGGAAGAGGAGGAAGAAGAGUAUUUUGAAGAGGAAGAAGAAGAGGAAGAAGAAUUUGAGGAGGAAUUUGAGGAAGAAGAAGGGGAGGAGGAAGAGGAGGAGGAGGAAGAGGAGGAGGAGGAAGAGGAGUUGGAAGAGGUAGAAGAGUUGGAGUUUGGCUCAGCAGCAGGGGAGGUGGAAGAAGGGGGCCCUGCACCCCCAGCCCUGCCUCCGGCUCUGCCCCCGCCAGAAUCACCCAAGGCGCAGCCGGAGCCGGAGCCGGAGCCGGAGCCUGGGCUGCUGCUGGAAGUGGAGGAGCCGGGGGCUGAGGCAGAGCCAGGGGCAGAAGCAGCCCCUACCCCAGCCCCCGAGGGGCUGCUCACCCAGGGGGAGGUGGGACAGGAAGGGGGGAGCCCCUCAGCAGAGCCACCACCCCAGGAGCUCAUGGAGGAAGAACCCCCUGAACCCCCAACCCUGCAGGAAGAGGAGACUGAGGGCAGGGAGGACAAGGGGCUCCAGCCCCCAGAGACGCCUGCCGAAGAGCCAAUGGAGGCCGAGGCUGCCUCGCUCCCCGAAAAGGAGCAGGAUGACACAGCUGCCAUGCUGGCCGACUUCAUUGAUUGUCCCCCUGAUGAGGAGAAGCUACCUCCGCCGCCGCCUGCCUCAGAGCCCGACUCCUAGCCCUCUGUCCUGCCACCCGACUCAUUUCCAAUAAAGUUGCAUCCUUUGGUAGCUGCUGCUGCCUGUUGCUGCGCUGAAGCCCAAGUGUCCCUGUGGCCAGGGGAGGCCCACUGGCUUCCCUGGGUGUCUUGUACCAGCCCAGGGCAGGGUUUCAGGACUCAUGCCCGCUGCUCUUUCUCAUGCUGUGUGAGGCGAGGCUUCCAAAAGUUCAUGGAAAAUGUGUAUUAGGAAAAAACUGUAUGGACUUUUGUACUGAAAGUGUCUUAAAAAAUUAUGUG
Ochotona princeps (American pika) is the source of this 3764-nucleotide messenger RNA. RefSeq names its product proline, glutamate and leucine rich protein 1 (gene PELP1). Lineage: Eukaryota; Metazoa; Chordata; Mammalia; Lagomorpha; Ochotonidae. Gene Ontology annotation, cellular component: nucleus. Gene Ontology annotation, biological process: rRNA processing. Bases 28 to 3486 code for a protein of 1152 amino acids. The transcript has 17 exons. The record is from RefSeq and is a predicted model, not a curated record.